Molecule: messenger RNA, 2712 nt
Organism: Gallus gallus (chicken)
Lineage: Eukaryota; Metazoa; Chordata; Aves; Galliformes; Phasianidae
Product: cilia- and flagella-associated protein 251-like
Exons: 9
Coding region: 471-1739 (422 amino acids)
Source: RefSeq, a predicted model, not a curated record
GCCUGUACCGGACCGCAGGCUGGAGGCAAGGCGGCUGCGCUCAGCCCGAGGGCAGUGGCUGCAUGCUUGGGGCAUUGGAUUUGGAGAUGAUUCAGUACGAACACUGGGGACCACGCUUACCACCUCCAUGCUCCCAUCUCCUCGCCAUGGAGAAGUCUUCAUGAACAUGGGGAGUGACCCCCAAAAUCCAAUUCUGUGCAAUAGAUGCUCUGCUUCUCAGGGGAGCACAGGCCAGCUUGCCUUGACAGAGCAUUCAUUGUUCCACCAGGGAAAAAUAAACUAAAUCUGGCUCAGAUGGGGCAGAAAUUCCUCCUCCCGAUGAUGGAUGAGAUGUGCAGAUCCCAGAAGCCCACAGCCUUGGGUGCCGAUGUGCUGGGGAGCAGUGGUGGGGAGAGCCAUAGAUCGGCCUAAAGGAGGUGGGGACCCGGUGUGGUGUCCCUGAGCAGCAGUUGGACGUCCUUGAGCUGAGCAUGCCCGAGCCAGCGCCGCACAGCACGGAGAAGAAGCGUGCAGAGAAGGUGGGAGCGAAGGGCAGUGCCGCGGUGCCCGCAGUCCCCAAGAGCCUCCCCGUGAAGGCAAAGGUGGAGCCCCACAGCCUGGACCCCGCAGAGGAGCCACUCAUCUGGGAAGGGCUCACCCUCAACAAGUGCAUCCUGGUGGCCUCCAUUGUCGCCCUGCUCAGCGUCAGCUUCCAGGUGCUCCAAGCGCCACCAUGCCCCAGGGAUGGUGUCAGCAGUGGCAAACAAGAGCCCCCAGCAGCUCCCAUCCACGAGGUCGUCAUUCCCAAGGAGGAGGUCCUAGAGGUGGUGGCUCCCCAGCCUGUCCCGCCUGAGAGCAGCAUGCCGGAGGAUGAUGAUGGUGACGAUGAUGGUGACGAUGAUGAUGAAGCGGACAGCAACCUGGGAUGGAGAGGGCGCGAGGUGUGUGACACCGCUGUCCCCCAGGCCGAGCCCUGGAUCUUCAAGAAGUGGUUUGGCCGCUCGGAGCCGGGGCACAAGGAGGAAGAGCCUGGAGAAGAGGGGGAAGAGCCCACGGAGAAACCUGAGGAGCCAACAGCCAAAGUGGAGCUGAGGAAGGGCCAGGAGAAACCACGGAGCCCAGAGAAGAAAGAGGAGAAGGUCCGAGGUCCAGAAAAGGAGGAGAAAACUCGAGGCCCAGAGAAGAAGGGGGAGAGAAAGGAGAAGGAGGAAGAGAAGAAGGAGGAGAAGGAAGAAAAGAAAGAAAAGAAGGAGGAGAAGGAAGAGAAGAAAGAAAAGAAGGAGGAGAAGAAGGAAGAGAAGAAAGAAGAGAAGGAGGAAGAGAAGGAGGAGGAGGAGGAGGAGGAGGAGGAAGAGAAGGAGGAAAAGGAAGAGGAGAAGGAAGAGAAGAAGGACGAGAGACCCCGUGGCCCAAAGAAGGAGGAGAGGCCCAAAGAGGGCCGUGCAGCCCCAGCAGAGAGGAGUGGCCGUCGGGAGCCACGUCCCAAGGACAGGACCCCCGAGGAGAAACCCCCCAGAGCCCCCCGGGCGCACAGGGAGCCCGAGCAGCAGCAACACAAGAAGAGACGCCGUGAGGGGAAGGAGAGCCGGCGGGAGAGGGAUGAGCACCGCAGGGAUGGCAGCAAAGGCCGAGUGGGCAGAGCUGAGCGGCAGGAGAGCGGCCGGAGGAACUGGGGGCUGCCACGGGGUGAGCAGCGGGGCCGGAGGGCCAGGGAGCCAACGGGGAGGGACAGGGCACGAGAGGGCCGGCGGCAUGACUGAAGGCUGUGAGGGACCGACUGGGCCUGGCCCCACAGACACACGGCCACCAUCUGUCUGCUGGACCCCUCUGCUGCCACCAUGCCUUCAGCCUUUGUCCCCGUGCCCAGAGAGUGGCUGCGAGCAAAGUGGGGACAUUGGGGUCCUGCUGUACCCAUGGGACAUUGGGACCUGCUGUGUAAAUGGGGACACUGAGAUCCUGCUCUGCUGAUGGGGACAAUGGGAUCUGCUGUGCCCAUGGGGACAUAGGCACACUGCUGUGCUGAUGGGGACACUGGGAUCUUGCUGUGCCUAUUGGGACAUUGGGGUCCUGCUCUGAUGGUGAGGUUCAUCUGUGCCCAUGAGAGACUGAGUCCUGCUGUUCCCAUGGUGACACUGAGUUCUGCUUUGCCAACGGGGAUGUUGGAGUCUUGCCAUGUCUGUGGGGACAUUGGCCACCCAGCCCAGCAUGAGCAUCUGUGGGGACUCUAGGACUCCCCAGGAUGAAGGCAGCCCAUAGGGAGCAUGGAAAUGAGCUCUGCUCCCCCUGGACUUUGUGCCACCCUCCAUCCCCGGCUGCAGCAGCAGCUCGUUGUCUCCUGUGCUAACACCUAAGGAGCAAGGAUGCUCUCCUGGGAAACAGAGGGGUCUGCAGCCCUGGUAGCUCUUGAAUUCAGUGAAUGGUUUUAUUGAAAAACAAAUCAAAGAGAGAAGUGUGUUCUGGGUGAAGGAAGCCAAGCUGCACUCGGAGCAUGGACACAUGGCCUCAAUGCAGGAAGCCCAAAGCUUCAGAACCAGAGCUCAGGUCCUGCCCCGCAGAGCUGCUUUGAAGGAGAAACCACAUGGGCAGUACCACACAGCGCUGCAGCAACUGCAGGAGACCCCGACUGCAGCGGGUUUGAGUAUUCACUAAACCAAUAGUGGUUAAAACAAACUGAUGUUCAUUUUUAAGAAGGUAUUAAAUGUCUUAAAAUACAUAUAUAUAUAUAUAUAUAUA